Messenger RNA from Camarhynchus parvulus, 4721 nucleotides. It is a transcript of the gene SNX18, whose product is annotated as sorting nexin 18. Gene Ontology annotation, cellular component: cytoplasmic vesicle; plasma membrane. The record is from RefSeq and is a predicted model, not a curated record. The transcript is spliced from 2 exons. Gene Ontology annotation, molecular function: protein binding; phosphatidylinositol binding. Gene Ontology annotation, biological process: plasma membrane tubulation; mitotic cell cycle; endocytosis. Lineage: Eukaryota; Metazoa; Chordata; Aves; Passeriformes; Thraupidae. The coding region runs from base 217 to 2016 and encodes 599 amino acids.
CGUCUCUGGAUUAGCGCAACUGGGGACGUGGGACGGCCCGGCCCGGCCCCGCGCCCGCCGCCGGCUCCGGGAGCGGCACCGGAGCUGCACCGGGAGCUGCACCGGGCAGGCCGCCGACGGGACGAGGAGCCCGAGGGCGGCGGCACUCUUUGCGGCAGCCCCGCUAGCGCGACGCGGUGAGGGGCGGCGGCGCAGGGAGCGCCCCGGUGGGCGGCGAUGGCGCUGCGGGCGCGGGCGCUGUACGACUUCAGGUCGGAGAACCCGGGUGAGAUCUCGCUGCGGGAGCAUGAGGUGCUGAGCCUGUGCAGCGAGCAGGACAUCGAGGGGUGGCUGGAGGGCGUCAACAGCCGCGGGGACCGCGGGCUCUUCCCGGCUUCUUACGUGCAGGUGAUCCGCGCCCCCGCCGCCGAGCCGCCGCCGCCCGCCCGCUACGCAAACGUCCCCGUCGGCGGAUUCGAGCCGCUGCCGCCCCCCGCCGCCUUCAAGCCGGCGGCGCAGCAGCCCCCACCCGAGCCCUUCCCGCCGCCCCCCGCCGGGUAUCCCUUUCCGCCCUACGGCGGCUCCUACCAGCCCAGCCAGGGCAGCGAUGACGACUGGGACGACGACUGGGACGACAGCUCCACGGUGGCCGACGAACCGGGCGCCCUGGGCAGCUCCUACCCCGACUACGAGGCGGCGGGCGGCGGCGCCCCGGGCCGGUACCGCCUGUCCACCCGCUCAGAGCCGUCCCUGGGCCCCCGCGGCGCGGGGCACCCACCAGGACACCCGCACCCCCACGGCGGCGGCGGCGCCGCCAAGAGCUCGGCCACGGUGAGCCGCAAUCUCAAUCGCUUCUCCACCUUCGUCAAGUCCGGCGGAGAGGCCUUCGUGCUGGGCGAGGCGUCGGGCUUCGUGAAGGACGGGGACAAGCUGUGUGUGGUGCUGGGCCCCAGGGGCCCCGAGUGGCAAGAGAACCCGUACCCCUUCCAGUGCUCCAUCGAGGACCCCACCAAACAGACCAAAUUCAAGGGCAUGAAGAGCUACAUCGCCUACAAGCUGGUGCCCAGCCACACCGGGCAGCAGGUGCACCGCCGCUACAAGCACUUUGACUGGCUCUAUGGGCGCCUGGCUGAGAAGUUCCCCGUCAUCUCCGUGCCACACUUGCCAGAGAAGCAGGCCACUGGCCGCUUUGAGGAGGACUUCAUCUCCAAACGUCGCAAAGGCCUGGCCUGGUGGAUGGACCACAUGUGCAGCCACCCUGUGCUGGCUCAAUGUGAUGCCUUCCAGCACUUCCUCACCUGUCCCAGCACGGAUGAGAAGGCCUGGAAACAGGGCAAGCGCAAGGCUGAAAAGGAUGAGAUGGUGGGUGCCAACUUUUUUCUGACCAUCAGUGUCCCCACAGGCCCUGGGGCCAGCCUGGACUUGCAGGAGGUAGAAAGCCAGGUGGAUGGCUUCAAAGCCUUCACCAAGAAGAUGGAUGAGAGUGCCCUGCAACUUAAUCACACGGCCAAUGAGUUUGCCCGCAAACAAGUCACUGGUUUCAAGAAGGAAUACCAGAAGGUGGGGCACUCCUUCAAGUGCCUCAGUCAGGCAUUUGAGCUGGACCAGCAGGCCUUUUCAGCUGGCCUCAACCAAGCCAUAGCCUUCACUGCAGAAGCCUAUGAUGCCAUCGGGGACCUCUUUGCAGAUCAGCCCCGGCAGGACCUAGAUCCUGUGAUGGAUUUGUUAGCGUUGUAUCAGGGGCAUUUGGCCAACUUUCCAGACAUCAUCCAUGUGCAGAAAGGAGCCCUUACCAAAGUAAAGGAGAGUAAGCGGCACGUGGAAGAGGGGAAGAUGGAGCUCCAAAAAGCUGAGGGCAUUCAAGAACGUUGUAACAUUAUUUCCUUUGCAACCCUCGCAGAAAUUAAUCAUUUCCACAAAAUCCGUGUGAGGGACUUUAAAUCACAGAUGCAGCAUUUCUUGCAACAGCAAAUACUCUUUUUUCAAAAAGUGACACAAAAGCUCGAAGAAGCUCUUCACAAGUAUGACAGUGUUUAGUCCCUGAUUUGUGGGCUUUGCUCAGCAUGAACGUGACCCAGGCAGCAGAGCAAAUGCUGCUGAAGAGCUGCUGCCAGUGGUAGAUGGCGGUACAAGGAUGGGUUUGUGUUCACCUGGAACCCAGGUUUAAUCUCUGAUUAUGUAGAAAGGAAACAGUUAUAGGGCUAUGUAGUAGAAACAGUACCACGCAUUGUAACUAAGUUAUACUGUGUAUGCCUAUACCAUUGUAACUUUUUUGAAAUAAUGAGUAUACUAUUUGCCUUAUUGCUUUUUGAAAUACAGUAUCUUAGUGCAUACUUCAUAGACCUCAAAGCCCUUUGGGUAUUUAAGGAAGUUGGCUAGAUAAAUGCCUGCUUCAGAUGCCUUUUUACUUUCCUAGAUUUGGACUUCCUAAAUUCAAGCAAUUCUCUGUUUACAGACUCCUACUAGAGCAGCUAUGUGAUUCUGUGCCUUUAGACUCUAUUUUUCCUUUUCUAGUAAGUCACAUUUUUAUGAUUAAAUCAAUGAAGGGUUGGUGCCUGUGAUGGGAACUGAUGAUGAAACCUCACAUUGACUGGAAAAAAAUUCAGCUGCCAUCCAGUUUGCAUAGCAAGUACUUUCUUACGACAAAUGUUGGCUCAAAAGGGAAAAGUUAAAUUUAUUGACACUUUCCCUGGAAAUUGAGACUACUUGUUAAAUGUACUAGGAUGUUAAGCACAUGUACAAAAAUACACCACUUAAUUCCCUUUCUGAAAGAAAUAAUAGUAAGGGGUGAGGUUUUUUGGUGUUUUUUUGUUUGGUUUUUUUUGGUUUUUUGUUGGUUUUUUUGGUAUACAGCAUUACUGUAAGUAGAAAGUUGAAGAGCUAGCCUAAUAAAAAUUACAUAUAUCAAGGGGAUAUUAAUGCAAGCUAUGUGGCUGCAACAUUUUUUUAAAGUUUCAAAUUAUUUGCGCUUUGUCAGUUGCUGAUUCAGUUUAACUUCAGACUUGCAUCUGCACUGCCAGUUGUCUGAAUUUAAACUCCACUGUGAUUCAUUAGUUUACUAAGUUAAAAGUUUUUGGGGAUUAUCAGUAAAUAAAUUAUCUGAAGGCUUGGCUGAACUGACUUGGAAAACAGGUGGCAUUUUUAUGUUUGUAACACUCAAGAAUUAACAAUUGUCUUAAUUUUUGUAUAAAUAUUUUUGACAAGCAGGGUGCAUUUAUAGAUAUGUAAACACUAUCUUUUAAAGAGGUUUAUGGCUUAUUUCCCUUGAAUUAAGUCUGUAUUUCUUACCUAUUGAUUUCCUUCUUAUAGGUCAGUAUGAAAGAGGGUUUUUGUUUAUCCUAUCUUUUUUCUCCUGAACAAAAAUAAGAAAACUUUGCAAGGAAGCAAAAUGUUUAUUUUUUGUUUAAUUGAAUUAAUCAAAAAUAGCUUAAACAAAUGAAAGCCUGGAAAAGGAAGUUGAGCAACAGUUACAGUUAAGUACAAAUCAUUCCGCACCUAUGCAGCAGAAAUGUGCUGUUCUUUCAAACGAUCAUGUGAGUUUUGUUGUUUAACCCCACAUCUCUGUUUCUGAGGAAUAACACUUAAGAAUGUAGUUUUGGUUCUAAGAUUCAUCCCCAAAUUUUUGGAGAUGGCCGUUUUGCACAAGCUGUGUUUGGUGGUGCUUCUAGUACACACAUAAAGCAGUAAAAUAUAGAAUAAUGAAGAGGGGAAAGCAAGUAUUUUUAAAAGAAAGGACAAUCAGUGAAGAAAGACUCCAUUUCCAGCCUGUUGAAACAGUUCUGCAAACAAGAUUGACUAUAAAAUAAGGACCACAGUCAUAGACCUGACUUGCUCUUUACCUUCCUCAUGGUGUCUCAUUCUACAUUCAAAACUCACGACUUCCCCUAACAGCUCUUCCCAGCAGUACUCCUCCUUUCCCAUACGUCAUUUAAUUAUGUGACAGUCAUGAGCUAGGUUUGAGCUGAGUUCCGUGGCUAAUGUUUGCUUAAGCCAGAUACUGUUUUAGUAAAUGUCUUAGAUCAGACUAUAAUCAAGCUGAUUCUACGUGGAGGUAUUAAGACCUGUUCAGAAAUUUAUCUUGGUUCAGUAGAAGUAUUUUAGGAGGUUGGUAUUAAUGACAUGUUCAUGUCCGGGAGGAAAUUAAGCUGUGAUAUGUAUUCAUGCGAUGUUAUCAGACAGGUACAGUUUUCCCUAAUAAACUGUCAUGGCCUUCACCUUACUUUCUCAUUUGUGAAUUUAUUUGAGCAUAGGAAAAGGGAGUGUAGUAAUUAGUUAAAUUUGAUGUACCAGAAAAUCUUGGUUGGAAUCCUGGUUUAAAUUACUGCAGAGUACGGAAAGGUUCUGGUCUACAUCUGUAUUAGCAUUUUCUUCUUUUCCUCAGUCAUUAUAGAGUUGAAGUUGAACUGGCUGACAGGUGGAGCACAAGGAGUUGCAGUAAAGGGUGUUGCAUCAGGCUGGUGACUGGUCAUCAGUGGGGUUCGACAGAGCUCUAUCUCAGGCCCUAUGCUCUUCAUUGUCUUCAUAAAUCACUUGGACACAGAACUCAAAGGGGUACUAAGUUUGAUGAUGAGGCUAAGAUGGAAGUGACAGUGGAUGCCCUUAAAGGCAGAGAAGCCCCACAGAGAGAUGGACAAAUCAGAGGGAUAGGCAAUCACCAACCAUGUGAAGUUCAACAAGGGCUGGUGCCAGAUUCUGCACCUGGGAUGGGGCAGCCCCGGAUGUACAGACAAACAGGGGAAUGA